GGAAAGAUCUGUGCGGUCAUCCAGACUCCUCCUAAUACGUACAUCACUUGCUGCACAAGAUUUAUAAGCCAGGGAAUUCAAUGCCCCGCUGCGUCAUGUGGCCGUACGGAAAUCUUCUCUUCGUUGUGGCAUUCGUUUAUCUAGCUAUUACCGUUUUCGGUCAAUCCACCGAACUUCCGGUGACCCAUCCUAACUGUGGCAAACAAGCCAUUGCUCCGUCGGUACUUUCGGAUAGCCGCAUUCUUGGAGGUGAUGAUGCUGUGCCUGGUAGUUGGCCGUGGCAGGUGAGAAUUGGAGAAAGAGUGACCGGCGGUGUUUCAUUUUUCUGUGGAGGAGCUAUUUACAAUAAACAGUUUAUUCUGACUGCUGGACACUGCUUCCCUGGGAGUAGCCCAUCAUAUCCGAAAAAGUAUGUCGUACGUGUGGGAGAGCACAACAUGUCGGUGUUUGAAUCUUUCGAAAGAGACUACGGUGUGCAGCAAAUCUAUCGUCAUCCGAAUUAUACAUAUCGCGGUGCGCCCGCCAAUGACCUGGCGCUGGUGCGCCUGACGUAUCCGUUGGUGUUCAACGAGAGAAUCUCCAGUGUCUGCCUUCCGACGCCCAUGAAUGAUCCAGAGCCAGGAGAGGAAUGUGUUGUAACAGGAUGGGGACGAUUUUUGGAUCAAUAUUCGUAUUCUACAUCUGCGCCCUCUACAACCACGGAAACAACUGUAAAGACCACAGCGGAUGAUGGUUUUGAUCCCGAGGAUGAUCCCACUCCACCUUCGGCAGCGGCAAACAACGGUGCCGCUGGUGCAAAUGAAAUCCAGAAUCCUAACUUGCAAGCCUCGCUUUCGAAUCAGCAUUCUGUUAUCACUCCGACAACAAUGACUACUACAAGAAGCACGACCGCCUCUCCGACUACCACCACUGUAAAGACAAGCACAACAACAACCAGCACUUUGCCAACCUCGCCGCCAAAGACAACUACCACUACGACCGCCAUAAAAACAACUCCUACAACGUCCAAACCACCAACUACCCAUCCGACAACCAAGCCAGCCGGUGGGGUCCGCGAUAUAAUGACGACCACAAUCUCUACAAAACCGUCCACCACUUCCACAGCUGCGGUGACCUCUACCAUAUCCGUGACCCCACCCGCUUCUACAACCACUGCCACUCUUCCCACGACAACUCCGACGACUACAACAACCUCAACUGCAACGACAACAACUACUACCACCACGCGGUCCACGCCCACCACUACCACCACCACGCCCACGACGACAACAACUGCAACUACGACUUCUACGACCACAGCCUCCACGAGUACUACAACGGAAACCACUAGCACACCGACAACGCAAACGGCAACAAACGCAGCGGAAUCCGCCUCGCAGACCCAAACGGCAGCGCCGGCAAAAGACGAACCAGCAACUACGGAAACCACAAUAACUACUACAACGCACACGAGUACUACGAAACGAACGACGAGAAGGGCACCGUCGUUAAGCGAUUUGCUAUUGCCGUUCCUUGAGGCGGUAAUAACGUCGGAUCUGGAUGAAAAGGAAGUUUACUCCGUGGUUACGUCACCCUCAGCAGAGCAUUCGGUAAAACCCGUGAAACCGGCGCAUCAUGUUGUACCACAUGGACACCGCAUGGUUGUCAAUCCCCGGCAAGCCGCUACCGUGCCACCGUACCAGUAUAGCUCGGUUAAUGUCCACAGUGAAGCGUUGAAACAGGGUUUGGUCAACAUUUUCGACCGAACAAACUGUUCGGUGUACUGGAAAAGCCUAAUCCGGGAAACGAUGCUAUGCAGUAUGCCUCCUGCUGCGGAUAUAGAGCCUUGCAAAGGUGACAGCGGUGGCCCGUUGGUAUGUCGAAGGGGAGAUGGAUCGGAAAGGGUCUGGUCAGUUGAAGGCAUUGUCAGUUUUGGAGCGGGGUGUGGAGCUAAAAGACCAUCGGUGUACACUCGAGUAUCCAACUACGUUCACUGGAUAGAGCGGGUCACAAGAAGUGCUGCAAAACCUCAAUAUUCGCUCAACAAUCUCUUGAGCGACCUGUUUGGCUACUCCAAAGCAGCUAUACACGACGCACCGGAACCAAUCCGGGAACCAAAUACCAUUCAGCCAGAUCUUUUGCUAACGAACUCGACAAUGCGCCGACGUUGAAGGGAGCUUUUUAAUCUGUGAUGUUUUGACUAAGUGAUUUGCACUAAAAUGGGGCAGUGUGUGUUGGUCACCGGUCAGGGUGUGGCGGUCACCGAAUGUUGUUGGUCCAGAUUUUGGGUUUGAUUUGCCUUAUGUGAAAUGUGUGGUAAAUAUAAUGUUGCUGAUGGUUUAAAUAUAAUUAGGCCAUAUUUCUGACGCAUGACUGGACACUGGACAGU
Messenger RNA from Paramacrobiotus metropolitanus, 2368 nucleotides. RefSeq names its product transmembrane protease serine 9-like. Lineage: Eukaryota; Metazoa; Tardigrada; Eutardigrada; Parachela; Macrobiotidae. Gene Ontology annotation, biological process: proteolysis. The transcript is spliced from 9 exons. Gene Ontology annotation, molecular function: serine-type endopeptidase activity. The coding region runs from base 81 to 2150 and encodes 689 amino acids. The record is from RefSeq and is a predicted model, not a curated record.